AUGGCUGGCAGUGAUGGUUUUAAAGAUGCCACGGAUAGUAAGGUGGACCAGGAUGCGACAAACUUGGACGCGUUAUCCAAGCUCCAACAUGCGCGUGGGCAAUGUAAGCGGACGAUUACAAUGGUGGAAAAUUUCAAACAGGGUGCGACCGAUCCGUCUGCCGCGGCACUGCAGUUGCGCCUACGUGCCAUUGACAACGCCUACAACAAUUUCACCAAACUGCAGGCGGACAUAGCUGCCAUCCAGGGCUUCAUGGACCACGACGAGGGCUUUGAGGAGCGCUACUUCAACCUUAACGCUUCUUUCUCAACCGUGUUGGAGUGUGUACGCGCAGAUGACGACGAUACGAAGACGUCACGCGGCUCCAGAUGCGGGACCACGUUGCCGCCCAUAGAUAUCACAGACUUUAGCGGAGGCAUCGGUCAGUAUCGUCCCUUCAUAGAUUUAUUCAGUACAGUAACAAGUAGUAAUAGGAAUCCUUCAAAUAUACAGCGUUUAUUUUACUUAAGAAUGUAUUUAAAGGGAGAGGCACUAGCUCUCAUAGAUAAUUUACCACUUAUUAAUUACUCAUACACUCAUGCGUUUGAGCUACUCAACAAUCGCUAUGACAACAAGGCAUUGAUAGUGAAUAAUCACAUCAACACCUUACUAGAUUUGCCUGUAAUCAAAAGCUCUGCUCAGCAGUUACGCAGCUUAGUCUCACAAGUCAGUCAGCAAGUCACUGCGCUCCAAAAUUUAGGACAAGCCAUGCAGUGGGACACCAUACUAGUGUGCAUUUUAACUAGAAAAUUGGACACUUCCAACCUCCAGCCUUUACCAUUCAGAACACAGUUUAGAUUCCAUGACUACUUUAAAAGAGUUGCUUAA
Messenger RNA from Parnassius mnemosyne (clouded apollo), 867 nucleotides. The record is from the annotation of a GenBank genome assembly. Lineage: Eukaryota; Metazoa; Arthropoda; Insecta; Lepidoptera; Papilionidae.